Oryza sativa Japonica Group (Japanese rice) is the source of this 2001-nucleotide messenger RNA. NCBI's taxonomy places the organism in Eukaryota, Viridiplantae, Streptophyta, Magnoliopsida, Poales, Poaceae. The record is from RefSeq and is a predicted model, not a curated record.
AAAAAAUUCUGCAGCGCUGGCUUAAUUUAAUCCCCUCCAUUCCGGAUGCCUCUCCCUCCAUUUUUUUGCCCCCUCGACUGCAGUCUGCAGCCCUACUCCCCCACAAGCGCGACGCAAGCAAGGUGUUUGUCGAAAUGGAGCACGGUGGCCACGAGCUCGCCGUCGUCGUCCUCGUCUUGCUGCUUCUCGUGUCCGCCACCUCGUGCACGUUCCUGGAGGAGGACGUGAUUCUUGGCACGGUGGAGGAGGCGAAGGUGGCGAGGCUGGGUGGCGGCGGCGGUGGCGGCAGCAAGGGCGCGAACGCGAGCACGAGGAGAGCGGACAACACCUGCGCCGGCGUCGGCGUCGGCGUCGGCGGCGGCGGCGGCGGUGGCGGUGGCGGUGGAGGGGGUGGGAGAGGGAGGUUUUACUUGGGGUGGAAGGAGGAGAUUGCCGGGAUGGCGGGGCGGCCGGAGACGGCGGCGUGGCUGCGCGCGGUGCGGCGGCGGAUCCACGAGCGGCCGGAGCUGGCGUACGAGGAGGUGGAGACGAGCCGGCUGGUGCGCGACGAGCUGGACGCCAUGGGCGUCGGGUUCCGCCACCCGGUCGCCCGCACCGGCGUCGUCGCCAACAUCGGCACCGGCCGGCCGCCGGUGGUCGCGCUCCGGGCCGACAUGGACGCGCUGCCCAUCCAGGAAGCAGUGGAAUGGGAGCACAAGAGCAAGAACCCAGGGAAGAUGCACGCCUGCGGCCACGACGCGCAUGUGGCGAUGCUCCUCGGCGCCGCCAAGAUACUCAAGGCUCGCGAGCACCAUCUCAGGGGUACAGUGAGGCUACUGUUCCAGCCAGCCGAGGAGUCGGGCGCUGGCGCCAAGCGGAUGAUCGAAGGCGGCGCGCUGGAGGACGUGGAGGCGAUCUUCGCCGUCCACGUGUCGCACCAGCAUCCGACGUCCGUGAUCGGCUCCAGGACCGGCCCUCUGCUCGCCGGCUGCGGCUUCUUCAAGGCCGUCAUCCACGGCGGCCGCCGCUCCGGCGACGCCGUCCUCGCCGCCGCAUCCACCAUCAUCAGCCUGCAGAGCAUCGUGUCCCGCGAGGCGGAUCCCCUCGACUCGCAGGUGGUGUCUGUGGCCAUGGUGAACGGCAGCGAUCACCCGGCGGCGACGGCGAGGGCGGCGGCGGCGGAGGAGGAGGAGGAGUUCGUGCUGGGCGGCACGUUCCGGGCGUUCUCGAACGCAAGCUUCUACCAGGUGCGGCGGCGGAUCGAGGAGGUGAUCACGGCGCAGGCGAGGGUGCACGGGUGCGAGGCGGCGGUGGACUUCUUCGAGAACCAGAGCUUCUACCCGCCGACGGUGAACGACGCGCGGAUGUACGCGCACGUGAAGGCGGUCGCCGGCGAGCUCCUCGGCGCCGGGAGCUACCGCGACGUGCCGCCGAUGAUGGGCGCCGAGGACUUCUCCUUCUACUCCCAGGUCGUCCCCGCCGGAUUCUACUACAUCGGCGUGCGCAACGAGACGCUCGGCUCCGUCCACACCGGCCACUCCCCCUACUUCAUGAUCGACGAGGACGUCCUCCCCACCGGCGCCGCCUUCCACGCCGCCAUCGCCGAGCGCUACCUCGCCAACCACUCGCCUUCCUCCUCCUCCUCCUCCGACUCCGACGACCCGGAUGUCGAGCUGGAGGCGUCGUGACCGAGCAAGGGAGCCCGGCAAAGUCAGUCGAUCAGCGCGCCGCGCCGCGCCGCGGGAGCGCGCCACGCCGGUUGGUGGUGGGCUGGACUGGUGAUUUUGGGCCCAUUUCGCGGUGGGCUUUGUCGCGGGCCAUAGGGAUCGGUGUUUUUGCCCUGCCAUGGGGAAAUUUAGGUGGGAGGGAUUAAUCUGAGGAAAAAGUCCACUUUUACUCCCUUAAAUGUAUACCGAAUCUAAUUCGUACCCCUCAACCAGAAAACCGGUUAGGAUGACUCCCCCAAUUACUAAAACUGGUACAAAUAGACUCCCUCGGCGGUUUCAAGGGCGGUUUUGCUGA